GGGUGGCUUCUCCGGGCGCGCAGCGGCGCAGGCACCGCGUCUCCAAGCGGCCUCUGCGCGCAGCGGCGCCUGGCGCUUUGACGCGCUAGCCGGGGAGGGCAGUAAACUUUGGGGGUCGGGGGCAGAGGCGUCGGAGCAGCGAUGGAGGCGGUAAACCAGCUCACCUCCACGGGCACUUUCCGGGCGGUGAAGGAGCCGCUGGCUUUCCUGCGGGUGCUGGAAUGGCUUUUUGCAAUCUUUGCAUUUGCAACAUGCGGUGGUUAUUCUGGAGGCCUGCGGCUCAGCGUGGACUGUGCAAACAAGUCAGAGAGCGACCUCAGCAUUGACAUAGCCUUUGCCUAUCCUUUCAGGUUGCAUCAGGUGAAUUUUGAUGCUCCCACCUGCGAAGGCAAACGACGAGAAACGCUCUCGCUAAUAGGGGACUUCUCUUCUUCUGCGGAAUUCUUCGUCACUAUCGCGGUCUUUGCCUUCCUCUAUUCCUUGGCAGCCACCGUUGUUUACAUUUUCUUCCAGAACAAAUAUCGUGAAAACAACAGGGGGCCUUUAAUUGACUUCAUCGUGACAGUGGUCUUCUCCUUCUUGUGGCUGGUGGGUUCGUCUGCUUGGGCAAAGGGACUGUCUGAUGUAAAGAUUGCUACUGAUCCAGACGAAGUGCUAUUACUGAUGUCGGCUUGCAAACAGCAGUCUAACAAAUGCAUGCCUGUGCGCAGCCCCGUUAUGUCAAGCUUAAACACUUCAGUUGUCUUUGGAUUCUUGAACUUUAUUCUCUGGGCAGGAAAUAUUUGGUUUGUUUUUAAGGAGACUGGGUGGCAUUCCUCAGGCCAGAGGCACCCUCCAGACACCAUGGAGAAACAAUCAAGCAGCUAUAACCAAGGUGGUUAUAAUCAAGACAACUAUGGCCCAACUGGAGGAUAUAACCAACCUGCAGGCUUUGACCAACAAGCUAACUAUGGCCAGGUGGGUGAAUAUGGCCAGCAACAGAGCUAUAGUCAGAGUGGGCCCACCUCAUUUGCCAAUCAAAUUUAG
Molecule: messenger RNA, 1026 nt
Organism: Emys orbicularis (European pond turtle)
Lineage: Eukaryota; Metazoa; Chordata; Testudines; Emydidae
Gene: SYNPR
Product: synaptoporin
Exons: 6
Coding region: 142-1026 (294 amino acids)
Cellular component (GO): synaptic vesicle; synaptic vesicle membrane
Source: RefSeq, a predicted model, not a curated record